Messenger RNA from Cucumis sativus (cucumber), 2849 nucleotides. RefSeq lists its product as uncharacterized. The coding region runs from base 143 to 946 and encodes 267 amino acids. NCBI's taxonomy places the organism in Eukaryota, Viridiplantae, Streptophyta, Magnoliopsida, Cucurbitales, Cucurbitaceae. The record is from RefSeq and is a predicted model, not a curated record. The transcript has 2 exons.
UUGUGCCAUUUGCCAACCAAUUCAAACCUCUAGACGUGGCCGCCACUCAACGUUCACAUCUUCUUCUUCUUCUUCUUCUUCUUCUUUCCUUCUCCUUAUUUACAUUCUCAUAUUCCUCAUUUCCUUCUGCAAAUUCAGUGCUAUGGCUAUGGCGUUUCAAAAAUGGCCCCAAAAUCCCAAUUUUCUCUUCAAGAAGCUCUUUCAUCUCUUCACUCUCACUCUCCUCUCACUCUCCCUUCCAAUUUCUUUCCUUCUCUUCUGCCGACUCGUUCAUUCUCACUAUCUUCACGCUUUUCUCCCUCUUUCGAGCCCUCUUCCUUCCAUCCUCUCCGCCGAUCGACUUCUUCUAUUAGCUCUCAUUUCCUUUAUUUCUAUAUCUGCUUUUCUCGAUAACUUGUUCGGUAAAUCGAUUCUUCCCUCGAAAUCUUCUGGUCUGAGUGCGGCUUGGUUCGUUCUAUGUGUGUUACAGAUCGGUAUGGCCUUGGGGAUCGGUCAGGAAUUGACGAUUGUAAUUGAUGAAUCCAGUCUUGGGUUGCGGGGAAGUUUGUGGUGCCGGUUGAUGUUCUUCCUAGGGCUGCAUACGGCGAUGAUUCAUUGGUCGAAUGUGGCGGUGAAGCCGGUGGUUGACGAUACCGUUUUCGGAGCACCGGUGGAGGAGAAUUGGAGUGAAAAAAUCGUCAUGGCGGUGAGCUUUGGGGGAUUAUGGUGGUGGAGAUUGAGAGAUGAAGCUGAAUCUCCGGCGAUGGUUACGGAAAGCAUGAUGGAGCUUCUUAUGGAUCCAACUAUGGCGGAUUUCUGCAGUUUGGCUCUGUAUUACCUUAUCGUAGCGAUCGGUUUCGUUAGGAUUUUGAGAAGCUUUGUUUGGUUUUUGAAGUUUUUGCUUCGUGAAAGGAAGGAGGAAAAUUCUUCCCAAUUCUCCCAAUUCAAAGUGAUCGAAGUCGUCUGAGAUUCAAAGCCUUUCUGUAAUUAUUUUCUGAUGGCUCACAACCAGGUACUUUCUUCCCCUCUAAUGGCGGCGUACACGAGAAACAGGAGACAGAGCAACGAGGGAAAGAAGAUGAUUGUCCAUUUAGAAUGGAUGAGUUUGGAGAUUUCAACUUUCCUUCAGCAAAUCAAUUUGGCUUCUACCAACAAGACAUUUCCAAGAUUGGAGAUCAAACAAACUAUGAACACCCCAACACAGAUUGUCUUAUUUUCGACGAAUUGCUGUUCGGUAACGAUUUUAACAUUUCCGAAUUAAUUCAGGAGAAAUCGAAGAUAUCGGAAAGCCUGGCUGCAGAUUCUAUUAGUUUCAACUCCAAUAAACAAGUUUCGAAUCCAUGUUUAGAUUCUUUGCAGCUGCUAAACAGUUAUGGUACUAAAGUCAAGAGGAUGAAUGGGGAAAAUCUUAACAAAAGAGGCGAUGAAGUCAAUGAAGAGAACAAAACAUUGUCAACUGAAGAGAUAUUAAGGGUAGCUGGAGCAAGAUAUGUUCACUUCUUUCCUGAGGGGCAUGAUGACUUUUACAUGCUGACGCAUCCGUGUGAUUUCGCUCUCUCUGGUUUGUCGAAGGACGAGAGAGAAGAUGUUGAGCUUGCCCAUGUCCUCUUUGCUGCAGCUGAAAAAGUAGGCUACCAGCAAUUCGACCGAGGGAGCCGGCUGCUUCAACGCUGUGAAUGGACUGCAUCUCCCUACGGCAACGCAAUCCAACGGGUCGUUUAUUACUUUGCAAAAGCUCUUAGGAAAAAAAUCGAAAGAGAAACUGGAAGGGAAGCAAUUAAGGAGCAACAAGAAGAGGAAAUCAACCUCGAUACACUUAGAACAUGCAUGAAACUUCCUUUUCAGCAAGUGAUGCAUCUUACUGCUGUUCAAGCAAUAUUUGAACAUGUAAAACUGAUCAACAAAAUCCAUUUGAUAGAUCUUGAAAUCAGAAGUGGAGUUCAUUGGUCAGCUUUUAUGCAAUCACUUGUAGAUUUGAAGGAACUUCCCAUUAAGCUUCUUAAGAUCACUGCUGUUGUAACAGACAAAUAUCAAUUGAUAGAUCAGGUAGGAAAGUGGUUGGAAAAUGUUGCUGAGUCUCUAAACAUACCUUUCUCAUUCAAAGUAAUCUUCGUAUCAGAUAUGAUAGAGAUAAAAGAAGAACUCUUUGAAACAGAAGAUGAUGAAAUGGUGGCAAUCUACUGCCCCUUAGUUUUGAGAAACAUGAUCUCAAGGCCUUCUAGUUUGGAGAAUCUGAUGAAAGUAAUUCGAAAUCUAAACCCAUCGAUAAUGGUAGUUUCCGAAAUUGAGGCAAACUACAACCUACCAUCAUUUGUGAAUCGCUUCAUCGAAGUGUUGUUUUUUACUGCUUCGUUCUUUGACUGCUUGAAAACUUGCAUUGAAGAGGAUGAUGAAGACAGCAGAAGAAAGAUAGAAGGCUUGUGCGGUAAAGGGGUUGAAAACGCCCUUGCAUCGGAAGGGAGCGAUCGGGUUGUGAGGAGUGUGAAGAUAGAGGUGUGGAGGGCAUUCUUUGCAAGGUUUAGAAUGGAAGAAAUGGAAUUCAGUGACUUAUGUUUGAGCCAAGCUAAGUUGGUAUCUAAGGGGUUUGCUUAUGGGAAGUUUUGUAGUUUGGAAAAGAAUGAGAAAUGUUUGAUUGUUGGUUGGAAGGAAACUCCAAUUAUCUCUGUUUCAGCUUGGCAGUUUCUUUGAGUCAUUACACCAACACAUGAAGGAAUGAGACAGAAGACAAUUAAUGAAAAAGGGGGUUUGAUGUUAAUGGCCUCCUCAAGUAUUUGUUCUUCUUAUGGGUAUUGUUAUUACCAUGUAAUUGUGUUUUUGUUGGCUAUUUCUUAUAUUAACUUUAUAACUAUAUCAAAAUAGUUGUUCGUGUA